ACUUUGCAGCUUACCUCAUUGUGCACAACGACAUGUUGCUUGCUACCUCGUUGCGGUGCUAUCUCGUCUACUGCCUGCAAUCCACGCUACGUCUGCCUUCCAAGUUGGCUGGACUCAGCAGAUGAAGCUUCCCGCCCGAUGUAUGCGCCUACAGCGAUCUUGAGUCUCAGGAGGCCUCCUCUCUUGUGGCGUGGAUCACUUCGGCCGCAGAGAAAGUUCGUGAGACGAACCUCAAUUCGCAGGAGUGGCUGGGAUGAGCGGCGCGAGACCAAGUCGCGUCGGUCUGGAUGGAACGAUGACGCGACGAGGAAUCGGUGCCUCACAGACACGUGCAGAGUGAGAUGGUGGUCGAGAGCUGGGUGCAGGGCGGCCAGACAGAAGUGGCUGCAAGGGAAGCGCGUUGUCAGCUGAUGAGGUGUGUGAUCUAAAUGAGCCUAGAUGGAUAGUCAUGCUGAUUUGGUUCACGAUUGUGGUUCUGAUUCAAG
Molecule: messenger RNA, 485 nt
Organism: Ceraceosorus guamensis
Lineage: Eukaryota; Fungi; Basidiomycota; Exobasidiomycetes; Ceraceosorales; Ceraceosoraceae
Exons: 1
Coding region: 139-411 (90 amino acids)
Source: RefSeq, a predicted model, not a curated record